CCGAGUAUAGAGGGCGUUGUCUUGCGGUUGCUAUCAAUAAAUAAUGGAGUAUGGUAUGCUGUUUAUUUGUGUUUUUACGCUGACAAUGCCUGCGAUUUAAUCACUGUUAAAACGUUCUCAAGGAUACGUUAUUUUGAUAGAGUAUGAUGUUACCACCAUCACUGAUGUAGCGGCAAAAUGGAUGGCCAUGUUACCGGUCUUAUAGCAUCUGAUGCUGACUGUGAUGCUGGCAACCAAUCAGAUACAAGCAGGACUAACGAAAUCAGUAAGGUGAAGAAGAAAUCAAAGACACUUAAUCGAUUAAGGGACAGAAAACUAAAAAAGACAAAUGGAACCAUCUCACCAACCACUGGACUAUCACCACGUCCUCCAGAUGGUAAGCCAGAAGAUACAGACAGAAUUGCUUCUCAUGGUUCCUUAAGAGAUGUAUUCAACCAAAAGGACUCCAAGCCAAACAUUACCAAUGGAGAGGCACAAGCUGAUAAAAAUGAAACGAGCGAAGCAAGCACACCAAUAAAAGUCAAUUCUGCUUUUGUUGCUAAUGUAUCUUUUGGUGGAAGCUCCUAUCGUCCAUCACCACCACCAAAGAUCACAGAUGGUAAGGACUCUGUAACUGAUAAGCCUAGGCCGGUACCUAGGCGACGAAUCAUCACACCACCACUUUCCCAAGAAACCACCCCAAUUCAGGAGUCUCAAGAGCUUACAUCCUCAAAGUUAAAGAAUGAAAAACAUCAAAGACAACAUGAGUCUGAUUCAGUUUCACAAGAAAGCCAUCCAGAGGUGACAUUAAAUGGCAGAAAGUCUUCAAGUACUUUAAACAUAAGGGAAUUUUUGCCAUCAGAUGAGUCAAUUCCAGUGGAACUUGAUAGACCACUAAAAACUGAUGACUCACACAAUUCUAAAGAGACAAAGGGUAAUCCAGUCAUGGUGUUUGAUCCUGCCACUGGUGAGAUGGUGAUGAGAGGAGGUUGCAAUAAAGUAAAACCUGGUAAUGUGAUGUCUCCAGUUCAAAAGAAAACUGGAGAUUCAAGCUCUGAAGAUGAUCUUGUUAUACCAAUGAGUGGUAAAAAAACUUCAAAUAGUCAUCGUCAGCCACUUUUACAAAAGGAACCAGGUAUCACAAAAGAUAAAAAAAAGGAUGGAACGAAGGAAAAUUUGACUUCAUCCAAUAUUUCUAAAGGAUUUUCGAAGCCUAUAAAGGCAUCACCACUGCGUACUUCAUCACAGCAUCAAGUAAAUGAAGGUCUUCUAUUAAAUGGAAACGUUGAAGACAGUGAUAGUGAUGAUGAUAUCAUUGUUGUAUCAUUAGCGCAUAAGGGUAAGAAAAAGGCUACCCCUUUACCCGCUGUGAAUUCAGCAGAAACUCAAAACCUUGUGGGGAAGCAUGAUUCCUCUAGAAGGUCUAAAGUCAUUUCAUCACCUCUUCCUGUGAAGGAAGUAAUAGAAACUGAAUCAUCUUUCAUUGUUAAGCCACGAGGUGUGCCAUCAGAGCCGCACACUCCCAGUCAAGAAUCUGGAGUUGAAUCUGAUAGGUCAACCACUGGCUCAAACUAUCAAGACGAUAUGUCUAGUGAGCCUGGCACAUCUUCAAUGCACAACAAACUACCACCCAUUCAAUCAAAACACACAAUGCAGAGUGUUUCAUCUCAGUCACUAAGGACUUCUUGUAAAAUGGAUGGAAGCCUCCAUUUAAAAGAUGGACAAAGAAGUGAUUCUUUGCCAUUCUCAGAACCUGUAAUGGGAGCAAAUGAUACUCUAUCCAUGACCAACCGGUCUUUCAUGUCAACUGGAGCUUUACCAACACUUACAACGAAAGCCGUAAAGAACAGGAGCUAUUUAAGUGGUGGACUGCAGGCAACAAACAGCCUUCUAGGUAAAGAGGAGCUUGAACGUUAUUUCCCUGACCGACAGCUGAAGAUAUUCAUGGCAACGUGGAAUAUGCAUUCUGAGAAAGAUCUCCCAAGAAACUUGGAGGACCUACUUCUACCUGAUGACACUGUGUUUGUACAAGAUAUCUAUGCUAUAGGAACUCAAGAAUCUUGUCCAGAGAAACAAGAAUGGGAAGUGAGUAUCCAACAAGUGCUAGGCCCAACACAUGUGUUGCUUCACUCCGCAAGCCAUGGUGUGCUAAAUCUACUCAUUUUCAUCCGACGAGAUCUCAUUUGGUUCUGUUCGCCAAUUGAGGAAGACAGAGUAUCAACACGAGUUGGUUCUAUGAUAAAGACAAAGGGAGCUAUGGCAGUAGCAUUUAAUUUCUUUGGAACUUCAUUGCUCUUUAUUGCAUCUCACUUAACCUCUGGCGAUGAGAAGCUGAAUGAACGCAUCUUAGAUUAUGAGAAGAUAAUUUCAACGCUGCAACUACCACUAAGAAAUUCACCAAUCAGAAGCUACAAUAAGAGCAGCACUGAUGUGACUGCAAAAUUUGAUUGCGUCUUUUGGUGCGGUGAUUUUAACUUUCGUAUCGACCUUCCCAAGGAGCGGGUUGAGAAAUGGAUUUUAAAUAUGAAGAAGAAAGAUGAGCCAAGCUUCAAGAAACUUUUAAAGGAGGAUCAGCUUCUCAAGGAAAUGAAGAGAAAGGCAGUUUUUAAAAAUUUUAAGGAAGGUGAAAUCAGUUUUUUCCCUACCUACAAGUUCGAUUUGAACACAGAUCAGUACGACACAUCACCAAAAGCCAGAGUUCCCUCAUACACAGAUCGAAUCUUAUAUCGUUCACGCAAAUCAGGCGAGGUCCAAGUUCAUGUAUACAAUAGCUGCGAAACAAUCCAAAUCUCAGACCACCAACCCGUUUAUGCCGUCUUCACUGCAAAGAUUCGCCCCGGACGCCAUGAUAUGCCAACUGGUGGUGGACAGUUCGCACGGGAUGUUUUUGUAGAGGGUAACAAACGCAGAGCUGCAGCAACAGGGAAUGCGAAAUCUAGCACAGUGUGUGUUAUUCUUUAACGCCUAUUUUUUUAUUUUUUUUUUUUUAAGAUUUUUUUGAUUGACAAACACAUGUUAUUUGUUCAUAUAAAGGUGUGUUAUGACAUCGUCAUAGUUAUGGGUGUGGUAUGUCCAUAUGUGCCCAUAUGUGAUAUGGGCAAACCACAGAUAUUUGUCACAGAAAACUAUAUAGUGUGCUAAAAGCCUUAUAGCCAAAGAACUGUAUUAUUUAUACAAAAACCAAGGGUAUACAUUUUACUCAUAAUUUCAUUCUUGGAUUUCUAUUUCUCCUAACUAAAGUAAAAUCAAUGUUAUGUCUUAUUUCACCACCCUCACUAAUGCUAGUCCUUGUGUUUGUGUGUUAAAACAUGUGCUGUACAGUUUAUUUAGCUUGCUCAAUGAUUUCGAUAUUACAAGUAAUCUUAAACAGAAUUAUCUGACAAUUUCCGAUGAUGAUACACAUGCUACUGUUACCCUAGCUUGGUUGAUUUUAAUACAGUUGAAAAAAGCUUGAUUUUCACUGGCUGAGAUAGGUCAACCCACUUCAGUGUAGACAAAACAUUUUCACAGUGGUGGCUUUGAGUCAACCCUGUUUAGCGCUAUAAGCAGAAUGUAGCCAUAAAGUAACAAUAUUUAUAUUUAAAACCUAUAAUAAAAAUUGAUACGACAAAGUAUAUUUAUUAUGUACUACUACAACUGAUAACCAUUAAAUAAAUAUGGCCCUUUAUAUGAUAAAAUAGAAAUAUAAUAGAAUAGAAUAACAUUAAUAAUUUUUAAACUGUAAACUGAUUAGUCCAGAAACCUAAUAAAUUAUUUAAAAUUAUUUAUUAGUAUAUUACACUGUAAUUUGAUUGGUUGAAACACCAAACAAACAUUGUUAUAGUUUUUAUAUUUAAAUUUUGAAUAGUGAACACUUGCAACAUAAAGUUUGCUUUUUACAAUAAUUAUGUAUUAUACAACACUGUAAACAUUAUGGAAGAAAGUUUUAGAGAGACACUAUAAACAAUUGAUAUCAGUGUCAAAUAGUAUUUUGGGUAUUAAAAAAAUCCUCAAAAAUUAAACCAAAGAUAAGUCAAAAUGCUAUUAACCCAUGAAUGCCAAUUGCAUAAGAUUUUAUCACCUGAAUCUUAUAAAUGUUGAUCCUUAUUUUAGUUUUAAUCUAAGUGUGCACUUUUUCUAGUCCUCCAUUUAUUGAGAUUGAUAAGCUGUGUACAUUGUGAUUUAAACAAAACUGCUUCAACCCCCCUUUCCAACUGGACCACGUUGACAGGUUAAUAUAAUCCCCUCAAAUUUGGGGUAUUUAAGGAGAGGUUUUACUCACAUGACAUAACUGAGGUUAAUAUGAAAAACAUGAGGAAUUUGGUUGUAAAGAUUUGACAGAUAAUAUAAUAAAAUAUUGUUCUAAACCAUAGGCCAAAUGCCUAACACAAUAAGGGUUAACUCUUCGAUUUUAUAUUUUUAGUAUUUGGUAAUGAAGCAAAAGUACUUUAAAUAGAAAAAAAAUUGUAGUUCUUUUCUCGUUUUUUUUUAAAUAUUUUUACUUUUUCAUCUGUCUUAACACAUUUUAAAUUUACAAUAUUAACAAAGAGGAUUUCAAAGAGUCAACCGAGACAACCCAAAAGUAAAUAUAAGGUAGCCAUAUUAUAAUGUAUACGGUAUAUUUUAAUUCCUAUGUCAAUUUUAUACAUAUAUACAGUUGUGUACAUAAUGCCCCAAUAGGACCAAGUGCAACUAUGCAACUUUUUACACUCUAUUUUAAUCUUUGUCAUUUGUAUUUUUUAUCACAGUGUGUUGCAUUGUCACCUGUAUUUAACUACUUCUUGUCCUUCACUUUCACCUGUUUUUUUUUUACCUGUCUUUCACCGUCAUCUGUGUUUUACAAUCAAUCACUUCCUAUUUUCAGUGGCGUAUCUAGAAGUCUUGAAUUUGGGUGGGCGGGCUGAUGUGGGGUGGGCGCGAAGGUGAAGUGGGGUGGGGGGCUUGAUGAUCCGUUGAGGGGCGCUAAUUCGCAAAAUAUGAUUAUUUUAGGUGAUUUUUAAUUAUUUGACCGUGAUUUUUUUUUGUGGGGGCGACCGGGUGAGGGCGCGAGUACUUUCUCUUACGGGGACAUGCGUUCCCACGCCCUCCCCUAGAUAUGCCACUGACUAUUUUAUUUAACCUUUGUUUUACUGUCACCUGUGUUUUAUCGUCGCACGCUGAUGUUUUAAAGUUACGUGUGUCACUGCCACAUGCGUUUUAGGCUGUCACUACUUGUUUUUUAUUGUACCUGUUUCUUUUUUUGUACUUUAACCGUUUUUUUAAUUUUUUUUAUUUUUACACUUUUUUUUUCUGUCACCUUUUACUGUUAAAAACUCUCAAUGGUACUUUACAGUUCACUAUCGCCUGCAUUUCCUGUCACGUGUUCUUUCAGUAUUACCGAUGCAGACCUUGAACAAAAGUAUUUCAUGUAUAUAACAUAGAUGUAAAAUAUGUAAAUUAAAGAGUUAUUGUAAAAUAUGGAAGCGUUUUAAAAGUCAUGUAUAUCAGCAGUCAUUGCUUGAUGAGUAUCCAGUAUACGUUUUGCGUAAUAUUAUUGUAGUGAUGGGCAAUUUUCUGUCGAUCAGGACUGUGUGUGUUAAUGCUUUGCAUUGUGUUUCAUUGCGUAUUUGUAAUCUACCUAUUUAAAUUGUUUAAGCCUUGGGAAAUCAAACAUGUUAUCUUGUUCCAGUAAGUCAAUUUGUCAUGUGAACUGCGCAUACCUGUAUAAAAGGUCAAUCGACACAAACCUAUGUUGUGUAAGUGCUUGUUUACAUUGAAUGAUUUUGAUACGGGCAUGUUCAGUUUAAGGUACGAAUUGGCUUAAUAAUUACACACCUUGAUUUUAAUUAAGCAAAUACUGAUACAUUGAUCAUCAUUAUUAGAUUUUAAUCAAAAUUAGCAAAAUCUCAUUUUAUUCAGCCAAUGAAAAAUUCAAAUAAUGUAACUCAUUAUUAAGCUUUAAUAUUCAUUCAUGAUGCGGGCAGCACGGAUGCUAAAUAUGUUUGAUUGCAUUAUUAAUGUAUGUGCAUUCGUGGCUCCAGAAAAGUCUGGGGUCGGGGGGGGGGUGUCAGAAUCAUGAGGUCGCCUAGAGAUUUGGUGUUCUGGAAUAUCUCUGAUGAUUAGGGUGCAUGAGGAGAGAUUUCGUUUAGGAUGGCCCAAGAUUGUGCUUAGACCACAAAAUUGGCAAUUAUAAUGAUUUUUUUUUUUAUCUUCAAAAUUGUACUUUAGUCCAACAACUUAUUUGUGACAUCGAAUGACUGAGUGGGUGGAUGCUUGCCUGUCAUGGAAAGGGGAAAUAUUUCCCUGAACCAGCUUUGCGACCACAAACGCUGUUAAGUAAUUUAGUAGUAGGCGGCGCCAGCGUAUGAAAUCGGGGGAGGGGGAGCAAGUGAGGGGCAAGGUACAAUUUUUUGGGGGAGAAGUCCCUGAGGAAAGCAAAGUGGGCGUGGUCGGGCGUCGAUUAAAAUGUUUCGAAAGUGGUCCGAGGCGGAGCCCCCGAAAAAAUAUGAAAAUUUAGGGGUUUCCCAGAGGCUUAUAUGUAGAAAAUACAUACAUAUUUUUUUGACGAAUUGUGGUUUUCCAUCUUUUAUUUUGGGGCGAGGGAGGAAAAUUUUCUGGAGGGGAAAAUUUCUCUCCCCCUUGCACCUCUUUAGCGCCGGCACUGGUAGUAGGUAUAUUUUGCCAUUAUUCUGAUAUUAAAUUAUAUAUAUGUAGCUCUGAAUAAAUAAUAUAAUAAAUGAUGGUUGAAAUUA
Anneissia japonica is the source of this 6689-nucleotide messenger RNA. Its product is annotated as phosphatidylinositol polyphosphate 5-phosphatase type IV-like. Bases 178 to 2940 code for a protein of 920 amino acids. Gene Ontology annotation, biological process: phosphatidylinositol dephosphorylation. The transcript has 13 exons. Lineage: Eukaryota; Metazoa; Echinodermata; Crinoidea; Comatulida; Comatulidae. Gene Ontology annotation, molecular function: phosphatase activity. The record is from RefSeq and is a predicted model, not a curated record.